GAGAGAGAGAGAGAGAGAGAGAGAGUGGGAGAAUGGCAGUCCCCGGCGGCCCACUCUAUCUUACCACCCGAGUAAUCCAAGGCCGCUGGUUCAUGGUCUACGCCUGCUUCCUCAUCUUGUCAGCCGCCGGCGCGACCUACAUCUUCAGCAUCUACUCCCCCGUCCUAAAAUCCUCCCUCCACUACAACCAACAAACCCUCAACACCCUCUCCUUCUUCAAGGACCUCGGAGCCAACGUCGGCAUCGUCUCCGGCCUCAUUAACGAAGUCGCCCCUCCCUUCGUCGUCCUCCUUCUCGGCGCCGCUAUGAAUCUCUUCGGCUAUCUCAUGAUCUACCUCGCCAUCAUCUCCCGCAUAACUAAGCCUCCAGUUUGGCAGAUGUGCCUCUUCAUAUGUAUCGGUGCCAACUCCCAAACCUUCGCCAACACCGGUGCUUUAGUGACCUGUGUUAAAAACUUCCCUGAAAGCCGCGGCAUCGUUCUUGGUUUGCUUAAAUGUUUCGUUGGACUCAGCGGAGCUAUUCUCACACAGCUGUAUCCUGCUUUCUAUGGAGACGAUUCUAAGUCACUUGUGCUACUCAUCGCUUGGCUUCCGGCUGCGAUCUCUAUUUUUUUUGUUUACACUAUUCGCAUUAUGAAGCCACCGCGCGGCUCCGAAACUGUCAAAACCAGACCUUUUUACUACUUUCUGUACCUCACGGUUGCGCUCAGCGGGUACCUUCUCGUUUUCAUUGUGCUCGAAAAGGUCACAAAUUUCAGCCGCGCAGAAUACAUAGCGAAUGGUGCUGUUGUCAUCUUCCUUCUGUUUCUCCCCGUCGUUGUUGUCAUCAAUGAAGAACUAAACAUUUUGAAGAAGCAGAGCAACCAGCUGGAACAGAGUGAAACUAAACCACCAACUCCCGUAAUAGUCACGACAGUCAACGAAAGCUCCAACACCUCCGUUGAGACAUCGCUAGAGGACAAGCUACCUAAGAAGACUGCUCUUGCAACCAUAACUAAAAUGUUCCGGCCGCCAGCUAGGGGAGAAGACUACACCAUUCUACAAGCCUUAUUCAGCAUAGACAUGAUCGUCCUAUUUUUUUCAACAAUCUGUGGCGUUGGGGGAACCUUGACUGCCAUCGACAAUUUGGGGCAGAUUGGCCAAUCUUUAGGCUACCCUUCUAAAAGCAUAAGCACUUUUGUUUCUCUGGUCAGCAUCUGGAACGCGAUGGGAAGACUUGCAGCGGGCUUCUUGUCUGAGAUUUUCUUAAAAAAAUACAAUUUUUCACGACCACUUAUGCUUACUUUGGUUCUCCUCUUGGCAUGCGCGGGGCAUCUUCUCAUAGCUUUUGGAGUCCCAAACUCGCUCUACAUCGCGUCGGUCAUCAUCGGAUUCUGCUUCGGCGCUCAGUGGCCGUUACUUUUUGCGAUCAUUUCUGAAGUAUUUGGGCUUAAAUAUUACUCUACGCUCUACAACUUAGGCGGCAUAGCGAGCCCAGUUGGGUCUUAUAUUUUGAACGUAAGAGUGGCAGGGCGUUUAUACGACAGGGAGGCGGCUAGACAGAACAAAACGGCGGUGACCGGCGAUGUAAAUGACUCGACUUGUAUUGGAGUGAAGUGUUUUCAGUUAUCUUUUCUUAUUAUUACGGCGGCUACUGUGAUGGGCGCGAUGGUUUCGCUUCUUUUGGUUGUGAGGACUAGGAAUUUCUAUAAGGGAGAUAUAUAUGCCAAGUUCAGGGAGACCACAGCGGAGCUGGCGCUGGCGCCACCGCAAAACGGAGAGAAAAAUUUUGCCGGUGGUAGAGGUCGGAUCGACGGCGUUGAAGAGGUCGUUUUUCUUGAUACGGUGGAAGGUCGAAUAGAGAAAGAUGGGAUCGUUGACGGCUCAAAUUGAAAUCUUGGAUUAUGUAAUGUAUUUAGAAUUGAGUAAUAUUUUUCACUCAACAAAGGAAAAAAACAAACAAAUAAUCAACAACCAUUUUCUUACAUUUAACUAUUUAAGACUAUAAUAAAAUUAAAUAUUCUAGUA
Molecule: messenger RNA, 2006 nt
Organism: Dendrobium catenatum
Lineage: Eukaryota; Viridiplantae; Streptophyta; Magnoliopsida; Asparagales; Orchidaceae
Exons: 1
Coding region: 33-1871 (612 amino acids)
Cellular component (GO): membrane
Source: RefSeq, a predicted model, not a curated record